GAAGCAACCAUGCCAGGAUUUAGUCAGCUGCGCCCUGUCAUGAUUUUCUGGCCUGUCAUCCAGCGAUGUAAAAACUGGCGCGAUUGGUCUUUCUGGUACUGCUCGUGCGAAUUGACCCCAGUUGACCUGCAUAAACAAACAGUUCCGGAAUAAACACAAUUACAUGGUUAUUUUUUGCUUUGCUGGCCAAUGACGUGGGCACUUCAGAGCAAGUCAUUUUAGUAGUUGUACAUUUGACAUAUCCUCACAGCAUGCUACUUGGACUUGGAUAAUAUCAGAUAUGCUGACGGAGGCAGACAAUUUACGACUGGUUCCCUGUUGAAAUGUAUCCAAGUAGUCUUUGAUCUUACGGGCUGUGCUGGCGGAAAGUUAUUCUCGUAAGAUGUAUAGGAAAGUCAACUCGUAUUUGCCGAACUCAAUUCCAUCGUACUUCAGGACAGGAAGCACGUGCGAUGCCGGAAAUGGUAACACAGGCGAAGUUCGGCAUCCAGAUAGUUUGCAUGAUAACCCGGGAUAUUAUCAUCAACAUUUUGUAUCAUAUAGUUCUACCAUGGACGUCGCUCCCGCAGGAGGCAGAACGCCAUAUAUGCAUCCCCAUUUAUUUAGUGCAAAUAACCACCACCGCGUGCCCUCUUUAGUUAAAGACUUUCAGAAAGAUUUUUCCAACGCAAGCAUUAACACCUCUCACAAUUGUGUUACUAAAGACGACCCUGAUAAAUUUCCACUGACAUCCAUUAGAGAACUUAGCGUAUUCCCAAGAACGGUCUCUAUGUCAGCCGGUGUUGGCAGUCCAACAGAGGAUUCACUUGACAAUCUGGCGGAAAGGAAGUCGACGAGCGGCGAUGAAAGCCAGGACAGCGAUGGCGGAAGUCCUAAUAAGCCCUUCUAUCCCUGGAUGAAAAGUCAAUUUGGUCCAAAUCGCAAACGGGGAAGGCAGACGUACACACGGUACCAGACGUUAGAGCUAGAGAAGGAAUUCCACUUUAACAAAUAUCUGACCAGAAGACGUAGGGUAGAAAUAGCGCACGUGCUUUGUUUAACGGAACGCCAGAUUAAGAUCUGGUUCCAAAAUCGACGCAUGAAAUGGAAAAAGGAGGCUAAAUUUAUACCCAAUUGUGAAACCAAUAAGGACCGAAUUCCAAAAUGAUGUAUAUGGAAACCUAGGUUACAUCAGAAACACUUUGCAGUACCGAGGGAUUUCCCGGGAGAUGUAACAGACAAGGACAACGCAAUAUUUUGGAAAUUUGGAUGUUAUUAAUGAAUGCAUUAAUUCUUUGAUAAAACAACAAUGGACUAAAAGGCACUUUAAUGAAACGUGAAAGUGAUAAUAAAGGAUUUGUUUUUACCUAGUGGAAUACCAUUCAUUGGAAUAAAUAAUAGAUAGAUGCAGGUAACCAUUUUAAGCCGAUGAUGUUGACAAGAACUAUUUUCAUGUUCGGCCAGUUAAAUGAAAUACAAUGACAAAAUCUAUCAUUAAAUCUGAUUUUAAAAUGGUAAACAUUAUGACCACAGCUUAAACAUGAUGUGGGUCUAAUGACAUAUUACAACAUUAUGAUAUAGAUUUAUAUCGAUGGAGAUAUCAUAAAGCGGUAAUUAUAUUCAUAAUGAAUUGUUUAAAUUGUGUUGUAAAUAAAUUUAGAUAUAUUAGCAUACACGUAUGAAGAUGGAGAGUAUAUUGUCUAGGACAUCAUCGAGAACGUGUAAGGUACUUGUAAAUAAACGGAUGGAGAUAAUGUAAAUAACCAAAAUAUAUUUCUAUAUAACGUUGAUACAGCCAUAUUUCACUUAAACUGAAUUAUCAAUUUAAGCAACUUCGAAAGUAGUACCAAGCAAACUGAAUCGUAAAAUGCAUGCACAGAAGAGCAUUAUUUUGGGCAAAAAAGUUGUUUCAAAAUUGAUUUUUUUAAACAUGUAUCUAGAAUAAAGAUAUAUUAGUUAUGACUACAAUUAAAAUUAGCAUUGUAAUGAAAAGUAAUUUCUGCAUUACAUGGGAUAUAGUAUCAAUAUGUGCACUGUAUAUUAUGUAUCGUUAAUGAUGAUAUAAAUUCGUGUCAGAAAUCAGAAAUAGUCAAAAAAUGAUAUUUAGAAAUAACCAAUUAUACCAAAAUAUAAUAUUGUCUAGUCAUAAAAUGUUUCUUCGUAUUUCGAGUAAUAUACCUAAAUGACGACAAAAUGUAGGGAGUUUUAUCUGCCCACUACUGGCUAUUUUCAAAUUAUGUAUACACACCUGUAUAGAAAUCAUUUUUGUACGCUGUUAUUGUCUUUCUAUUCCAUAAUACAAUGGACAAUGUGAUGUGAUUGUUGACGCUUGCACUACUAACUACGAAAUAAUUCUAUGCAAUAAAUUUUUUGAAAAGAUAUUAAAA
Messenger RNA from Pecten maximus, 2366 nucleotides. RefSeq names its product homeobox protein Hox-B5-like. Gene Ontology annotation, biological process: anterior/posterior pattern specification; regulation of transcription by RNA polymerase II. Gene Ontology annotation, cellular component: nucleus. Lineage: Eukaryota; Metazoa; Mollusca; Bivalvia; Pectinida; Pectinidae. Gene Ontology annotation, molecular function: RNA polymerase II cis-regulatory region sequence-specific DNA binding; DNA-binding transcription factor activity, RNA polymerase II-specific. Bases 383 to 1147 code for a protein of 254 amino acids. The record is from RefSeq and is a predicted model, not a curated record. The transcript is spliced from 3 exons.